GUUGUCGUCAAAGAGUUUGAUUGGAGUCAAACGGAUCCCAAGAGUGACGAGUUCUGUGGCCACAGACUCGAUGCCAUCGACUAUAUACUGGUCUCCGAUUGUCUCUAUUAUGAACAGAGUGUUCAACACCUAUACGACACAAUCGAGUGGUUGUCCUCAAAAGGGGCACAGGUUUUGCUGUCAUACGAGGACAGGGAUGACAAACAGCCAUUGAUUGAUAUGUUUUUUAAUUUAACGUCCGAUAAAUUUACUGUAAGUGAGAUCCCGUGCCAUGAUUUACAUCCCGAUUAUCGGUCACCAGAUUUGCAUUUAUUUCUAUUGAAACAAAACAUUUGAUUAGAAUUUAAG
This is a messenger RNA of Oppiella nova, 348 nucleotides long. Lineage: Eukaryota; Metazoa; Arthropoda; Arachnida; Sarcoptiformes; Oppiidae. The record is from the annotation of a GenBank genome assembly.